AUGUCCCUGGCGGGUGCUCUCUCAGACAAGCCAUGGUGGAGCGUGCCUGAAAACUUUCUGCAGCCACUGGAAUUUUGCAUGGACAAGGACACGGAAGAGCAAAUCUUUGGCACAGGCUCUUCAGACACACUCCUUCGCCGAACUGAGGAGCACAGCGGCACCCUUAUCCAUCUAGAACCCUGGUUCACAGCCUCGGGUCAAACUUGUGUGAUAAUAGUAGGACCAAUCCCAGCGAGGAGAUGGCUGCUGAAAAUGAUCCAAUGUUUAGAAAGCUUAGAUUCUGAAAUUCGGGCCCAAGGUUUCUAUAUGCUGCUUCGAGUCCGGAGCCACCCACUGACUGAAGACAACCUGUAUUCACUUCCUGGCCGACUGUCUCUUUCCUCAGAAAUGGCAUUGGCUGGCAAAACAGGGAGUUUCUCCUACCUUGGAAUUAUCUAA
Molecule: messenger RNA, 438 nt
Organism: Elephantulus edwardii (Cape elephant shrew)
Lineage: Eukaryota; Metazoa; Chordata; Mammalia; Macroscelidea; Macroscelididae
Product: KH homology domain-containing protein 1-like
Exons: 1
Coding region: 1-438 (145 amino acids)
Cellular component (GO): cytoplasm
Molecular function (GO): RNA binding
Source: RefSeq, a predicted model, not a curated record